ACACCACCUAUCAUCAACACCAUUCUUACAAUGGGUGGCCAGAGAAACAAGCUCCCACUUCUCUUAUUUCUCUGGGUGGCCCUUUUUGGAAUUAGUGUGAGCAUCCCAAGUGAAUUCUCCAUCGUUGGAUAUGACCCCAUCGACAUUGCCUCAGAAAAUCGAGUGGCGGAGAUCUUCAAUCGAUGGAGGGAAAAGCAUAAGAAGGUAUACGCUGGUUUGGAAGAGAAGGAGAAGAGAUUUCAGAAUUUUCGAAAGAAUCUAGCGUAUGUGAUCGAAAGGAGCAGUAACAAAGGACCCUUUGAUCAUGCUGUUGGACUAAACAAGUUUGCUGAUUUGAGUAACAAGGAGUUUAAAGAGGCUUAUCUGUCUAAGAUAUUGAAGCCGAUGAAGAAGAAGAAGAAGACAUUGGACGGCAAGGAGGCUACCUGCAAAGCUCCUGCUUCUCUCGAUUGGAGGAAGAAGGGUGUUGUCACUGGAGUUAAAGAUCAAGGCUCAUGUGGCAGCUGUUGGUCAUUCUCCUCAACUGGAGCGAUAGAAGGAAUAAAUGCUAUAACUACAGGUGAUCUUAUUAGUCUCUCUGAGCAAGAACUCAUAGAUUGCGACACAACCAAUGAGGGCUGUGAUGGAGGUUACAUGGAUUAUGCAUUCGAAUGGGUUAUACUAAAUGGAGGAAUCGACUCAGAAGCUGACUACCCUUACACAGGACAGGACGGAGUUUGUAACACCAUCCAGGAGGAAAGAAAAGUUGUGGCCAUUGAUGGCUAUGAAGACGUUGCCACAGAAGAAGGUGCUGUCUUCUGCGCCGUUGUUAAACAGCCUAUCAGUGUUGGAAUCGAUGGCUCUGCAAUAGAUUUUCAGCUAUACACUGGGGGAAUCUACGAUGGAUCGUGCUCGGGCAAUCCAGACGACAUUGACCAUGCAGUCUUGAUCGUGGGCUAUGCCUCCCAAGGCAACGUAGACUACUGGAUAGUGAAGAAUUCAUGGGGAACGGACUGGGGGAUAAACGGGUACAUAUACAUAAGGAGGAACACUGAUUUAGAAUAUGGGGUUUGCGCAAUCAAUGCAAUGGCUUCUUAUCCAACCAAAGAAUCCAUUUCUCCUUCUCCUUUUCCUUCGCCUGUUGUUCCACCACCACCUCCGCCGCCACCUCCACCACCACCUCCGCCGCCUCCAGGUCCUUCACCAACUCAAUGUGGAGAUCUUUCAUAUUGUGCAUCUGGAGAGACUUGUUGCUGCAUUUUUGAGUUUGGUGGUUACUGCUUCAUCUAUGGUUGCUGUGAGUAUGAGAAUGCUGUAUGCUGCACUGGGAGCAUCUACUGCUGCCCUCAGGACUAUCCCAUUUGUGACAUACCAGACGGGUUCUGCCUCCAGAAUUAUGGAGAUUCGGUGGGGGUAGCAGCGAAGAAACGGAGGCUUGCCAAGCCCAAGUUCCCAUGGACAAAGUUUGAAGGAACACCUGCCACAUACCAGCCUCAAUUGGAGUGGAAGAGGGAUGGAUUUGCUGCAAUGCGGUGAUGAAGCUGGAUGGGCUUGCUUUGCAUUUCGAGCUUUCAAUUCAAUGUCACAUUUCAUCCUAAUACGGAAUACAUUCCGGUCUUAUAAUAUGAUAUUACUUUACUAUUAUCUUAUUCUAAACCCUAUAUCUAUCUAGUUGCAGUCACAGUCACAGACAAAAGAAGGGAACCAAAGUGACAUGUUGUUUUUUCUCUAAAUAAUUUAUUUGGGGCCCAUUAUUAUUA
Messenger RNA from Magnolia sinica, 1739 nucleotides. RefSeq names its product low-temperature-induced cysteine proteinase-like. The coding region runs from base 31 to 1515 and encodes 494 amino acids. The transcript has 5 exons. Gene Ontology annotation, cellular component: lysosome. Gene Ontology annotation, molecular function: cysteine-type endopeptidase activity. The record is from RefSeq and is a predicted model, not a curated record. NCBI's taxonomy places the organism in Eukaryota, Viridiplantae, Streptophyta, Magnoliopsida, Magnoliales, Magnoliaceae.